Aspergillus heteromorphus CBS 117.55 is the source of this 837-nucleotide messenger RNA. Its product is annotated as putative LaeA-like methyltransferase. The record is from RefSeq and is a predicted model, not a curated record. Bases 1 to 837 code for a protein of 278 amino acids. Lineage: Eukaryota; Fungi; Ascomycota; Eurotiomycetes; Eurotiales; Aspergillaceae. The transcript has 5 exons.
AUGCAGGAGGUACAGGACAAAUAUGUUUUCCCCAGAGACUCCAAAGAGUCAGAAAGACUCAAUGCACAGCACAACCUGCUGGUCAAAGUGACUCAAAACACCCUCAUCCACCCAUCGAUUCCCAAGGAACAGUUGUUCUCUAUUGCGGACAUAGCCACCGGAACCGGAAUCUGGCUGGACGACGUUUCGAAGUGUCUGGCACAAACCUCUCCCGCCCAGCGCUACUACCACGGCUUCGACAUCUCAGCAGACCAGUUUCCCAAAACCCCAGGCAAAAUCCACUUUUCCGUUCAAGAUCUCACCGUUCCAUUCGCCCAAGAACACUGGAACCGAUACGACCUGGUCCACGUGCGACUGGUGAUCGCUGCCCUUGAAGAGGACGAAUACCAGCUGGCAAUCGCCAAUAUCCAUGCAAUUCUGAAACCCGGCGGCUAUAUCCAAUGGGAAGAACUCGACGAAGAAACAUACAUCUCCGAAACCAACCCCGUCAUCCAGGAAAUACACCGAUGCCUCGCCGUCGGCUUCGAGGCCGAGGGAAAGAGUUCUCAGGCGUCCGCCAAGAUCUUCGAAGAAAGCCAGGCCAUUGGAUUCUUGGAUGUCGAGCGGAUUUGCUAUAGCUCGGACUGGAACAUCGAUCUUCGCCCCGAUACGGAGGAUAGGAUCGCUGCGAUUAUCGGCUCGUUAUAUCAGAGGCUUCUCUUCCGAACUGGGCAGGUUCUCGACGAAGAGACCGCGGCGGAAAAGGCGGCGGAUCUGAUCGAUCAGCAUCGAAGACUUUGUGCGCAGGGCAUCGGGGUCUUCUAUCGCCAUUUCAAGGUGUCUCUGUGCUGGGCUUGA